UAAGAAAAUUUCUUGAUAUAGAAAAUUGAAUAUCAUCCAUGUACCAUUUAUUUACGAAGAAGUGCAAGAUAUGCUCCCGCCAUACUCGCCGCUUCCAUUUUCUAAAUCAUCUUCGAGUCUUCUCUUUCUCAUCCCUUCUCUUCGCAAUACAGCAAAACCAAAAAUAAUAAAAAAAAUUAAAAUAAAAUGUUUCGAAUCCUUAACAGAACGCUACCACUUUUUCGCCAUCAUCUUCCUCGAACAAUUUCUUCUUCGACAAAAACUUGCAAUUCAACAAAGAAAAGCGUAGAGUAUUCUCAAAUUGCACCAAUCCUCGCUCACAGCCACAACCUCUCUCCUAUCGCUCCGCAAUCUUCCUCUCGGGCUCACGUCCUCGCGCUCUCCGCCGCCGCCAUUCUCACCUCCGCCGCCUUCCUCAACUACGACUACGUCCGCCACGAAUCCGAUCGCAGCGGAGAACCAAAUCCUCUCUACGCGAGAGCCGAGAACGCCACGCGCAAGGCGGCGGACUCCUUCGACCGUAUUUUCCACCACGCCAGGCGCACGGGCGUCGCGGCUGCGGUCCUCUGGCACUCUCUGUGCUCGGUGCUGUCGUCGGCAAACCAUGAGGUGCGCUCCGGAUUCGAGAUUCGCGUCGCGGCCUUGCUCGCCGAUAUCGCUGCUGCGAACUCCGGCCGUAGGGCUGCGAUCGUCGGGGCAGGUGGCGGCGCUGUCGUGGACUGGCUGCUGGAGGCCGUGACAAAAGAAGGCGGCGGAGGCGGCGGCACUCAGGGGGAGUCCGCGAGGGCGCUUGCUUAUCUGAUUGCGGACCCUAACGUGUCUGCGGCGGUGCUUGGGAGACCUCACGCGGUUCCGAAUCUUCUGAGGUUCAUCUUUUCGUGUCAGCCUCGGCGUUCUAAGAAUAAGAAGCAGCAUUCAAGACGUAGUGCAUUUGAUAUUUCUGAUUCUUUGAAAGGCAGGAGCAUGCUUGUGGCUGCCAUUAUGGAUAUCGUUACGUCCAGCUGUGACAAUACACAAGACGUGUCUUUUAAUCCAUCAUUGCCUGGAAAGGCUGAAACUAGAGACAUUGCUGCUGCCCUACAAGUAAUUGAGGAAGGGGGUUUGCACUUGGAUGAGCCACCUGAAGGUGAAGAUGAUGAUGGUGGGACCGGAAGCAAAGGGAUUGGGAUCAAGAUACUUGAAGGUACCCCUGUUUUAGGGCUUUCAAGGACCAGCAGUGAUUCAUAUAGUGAAGAAUUGAAGCAUCAAACUUCUAAAACUAUCAAAUUUCAAAAUAAGUACGACAAUUCUCGGCAACAAAAUAAUGUAUCCUCUUCUGUUGUUCCUGGUCUCUGGGAUGAUUUGCACUGUGAACAUGUUGCUGUUCCUUUUGCCACAUGGGCAUUAGCAAAUUGGGCAACAGCAUCGGAAUCAAAUAGAACUCGUAUUCAAGAACUGGAUCGAGAUGGACAGGCAGUCAUGGCUGCUUUAAUGGCACCCGAGAGAUCUGUAAAAUGGCAUGCAAGUUUGGUGGUGCGGUUGCUAUUAGAAGAUCGCAAUGCACCUUUGAAUGAAUCUAUUUCUGAAUGGGCUUCGAGUAUUCUUUCUACUAUAUCUCAGGCAUCCAAGCAUGAAGAUGUUUCUCUGGCUAAUAUAGCUUUAUCUGCCCUUCUCUUGUCUGUUGAGAGGAGCCCUGCAGUGCAGAAUAUACUGAUGGAGAAUGGUCUUAACCCAAUGAGAGAAAUCGCCAAGCAGAUGACAAAACAUAAGCAGGUUCAAGAAGCAAUGGCAAAGGCAUUAGAGCUACUUUGUACUGGAGAGCUGCACUUGUCGCUUGAAGAGGGUCAAAAAUGGUCAGGCAUUCUUGUACCUUGGGUUUUUGGAACAUUUUCCUCUGAUACUAUACGAUCUUCAGCCAUAAAGAUUCUUUCUCAGAUCAUGGAAGACUACGGUCCAACAUCUGUACCACUUUCUCAAGGAUGGUUAGCCGUGAUGCUAUCUGAAGUGCAUAGUUCUAUCAAGAAAUCAAAUGAUAAUGGAACCAAUCAACCAAAAAGUGAUAAUGUAAAGACAUUAAUCAAUAAUGCGAAUAUUGCUUCUGCUGCACAAGUUGCCAGUCAACUAUCCACUGCUGUUGUUAAUCUGGCAGCUAAAAGAAUGGGAGUUGCAUCUAAUUCUGGGGAUGCAUCCCCACUGGCAGAUUUUCUGUCUCUGGAACCUUUAGCUGGACCAUUUAAAAAUUUAAAAAAAGAUAAUUUGCCUAAAUUAGAUGCUGCAGAUUCUGCUGUGGCAACGCUGAAAGGAAUUAAAGCUCUGACUGAAGUUUGUGCUGAAGAUUCUGAUUGUCAGGACAUGAUAGUUGAUUUUGGGAUUUUAUGUUUGCUGAGGCGCUUUAUGUUGAGUGAUGAUUAUGAGAAACUGGCUGCUAUUGAGGCUUAUGAUGCAUCAUCUAGAGCACAUGAGGGGAAGGAGCGGAUAUCAAAUGUAGAUGGCAAACCACCUGCAUCAGAUGUAUAUAAUUCAGCUAGUGUCCGAGUUCCACCCACUGCUCAUAUCCGCAAGCAUGCAGCUCGGUUGUUGACCAUCCUCUCACUGCUUCCCAAAGUCAAGAAGGUCAUCACAGCUGAUGAAACAUGGUGCAAAUGGCUUGAUGAUUGUGCUAAUGGGCGAAUUCCAGGUUGCAAUGAUCUUAAAAUUCAAAGCUAUGCCAGGGCAGCACUUUUAAAUGUGUUUUGCAAUGACCAGCCUAAUGGAAGGAGUGGAAGUGGAGGUCCUUCUAACGGUGGUGUAAAAAGUUAUAGGAAUGCAUGUCCUCGUUAUGAUGACAUGAUAUUCUUGAUAAAUUCUCAUCUUCCCCACUGGAAAUGUCCCAAAGAAACAGGUCAACAAGAACCAUUCUCAAGAAUGAUAUCUCUGGCUCCUUCUGCUGAUACUGACAAUGGAACAGAGUCCUUGAAUAACAGCAACUGCUCUAUUUCUAAUGAUUCAACUAAAAUCAACCCAGAUAGAAAUUUGCCUCCACUAGACAUAGUUUUUGUCCAUGGGCUCCGUGGUGGGCCUUACAAAACUUGGCGUAUAGCCGAGGAAAAAUCCUCAACUUCUUCACAUUUGGUCGAGAAGGUUGACGAGGGAGCAGGAAAGCUUGGAACCUUUUGGCCUGGUGAAUGGCUUUCCAGUGAUUUUCCUGAGGCUCGGUUGUUUACCCUAAAAUACAAGGUAAAUGCUUUAUGCAGACUAAUCUCACACAGUGGUCGGGAGCUAGCUUGCCUCUUCAGGAGGUUAGUUCUAUGCUAUUGGAGAAGCUUGUUGCUGCAGGGAUUGGGGAUAGACCUGUUGUUUUUGUUACUCACAGGUUAGUCUAGCUGCCUAGGGAAUUCAUGCAUCUCACUUGAUUAUUGCUUGUUUUCAGGUAUAUCAUGUUAAUGUUUUUUUGGUUUGAUAUGCUUUUAGUGUAUCAAUCCAUCUAAUAUAAUACUUGCAUUAUUUUAUCUUACUUCUUCUAAAACUAUUUUCUUAAAAUUUUCCUGCAAUAUUCAAUUCUUUGGCAUUUAGUUUCUUCAGCCUAUACUUGGUGUUGGAAGUUCUACAUAAGCUAGAGAUAAGGUCAAUUUAGAAUAUAUAAGUAACCUCACUUUACAUGCUGGUUUUGUGGGAUUGAAUUAGAUUUAAAGUCCACAUUUAAUUCAGAUAUCUUGUAAUGACACUCUCUUUGUACAAUUUUUAGUUUAAUCCCUGUAAGUAUGCUUUUUUUAUCUUUUAUUAUUAUUUCAACUCCUUAGUCCCUGAAUCUUUAGCCACACCAGCCAUUAACAGUAACCUAUUUAAUGACAAGGACUAAUGCUAAAAAAUUGAAUAUCACAUGGAAGGACUAUUUUAAAAAAAUUUUAAGUACUGAAAUAGGAAAAAUUAGGUACGUUAUAGGACCUAACACAUAUUUAAGGCAUGCUUUAAUCAUAAUUUGUUCUUCAAUCACUCUUUCAAUGACACCAGGGAAAAAUCUUGAUGUUACUUUCGUUAGUGAUUAUAUACAAAAAGGGUUUUAAAUUUAAAAAUUUAAUAUCAUGAUUGAUUCACCAUCAUACAGAGUUUUAGUUUGCAACAUUUUUUUUGAUAAAUAUAAACAUGUCAUGUUUAUACAAUUUGCUUUGAAAUAGAAGUAGCAAAAUAGGAUGCAGAACAAAUUAGUACCUAUACGUGUCUGUGUGUAAUCUAUUUUGUUCUAUUUUUGGCAAGAAUUGUUGAGGUGUGAUGGAUGUAGACGUCACUUUGUAUGUAUUAAGAACAAGUGGUGACAAGUACUUUUGUGGUUUGUGUCCCAGCUGUAACUGCUUUUACCUUUCUAGUAUAGAGUUAGCCUAGAAGUCCUUUUGGACGAUGACAAAAUUAAUUGUCUAGUAAUUUAUAUAUGUCGUGUAAAUUGUAUUUUUUUCAAAUGUCUUUUAGUCACUAAGUUAUUUGUUUAUUCUAACUUUACCUCACUUUGUUUUGUCUAUGUGCUUUUCUAUU
Messenger RNA from Vigna umbellata (rice bean), 4485 nucleotides. NCBI's taxonomy places the organism in Eukaryota, Viridiplantae, Streptophyta, Magnoliopsida, Fabales, Fabaceae. The record is from RefSeq and is a predicted model, not a curated record.